AUGGCACUAAAUCCUACGUUAAUUCAAGGGAAUGAUCACUUAUUUCCUGCCAACAAAGGAUCAGAAUAUACCUAUUUAAGAAGAGAAAAUGUUAAAUUGAAAUUAUAUUUGCCUGAUAGAACGAUAAAGGAGGACGGGAUGAUAUUCUUAACAAGCAUACGAUUAGUAUUUGUUAAAAGCGAAAAGAGUAGAACGAACGUGAAUUUUACAGGGGUAGAAUUGCCUUUAAACUUAAUUGAAAAACCAAAAUUUGAACAGCCUGUAUUUGGAUUAAAUUAUCUUUCGGGUAUUGUAAAACCAUUAGUUGAGCAUCCAAAUAGUUUAAAGAGUUCAUGCAAAUGGAAUAUUGUGUUUUUGAAUGGAGAGUGUAGUAGUUUUUUAAAUUAUUUUUUUAAAGUAUAUGAUGCUGCAAAAAAAAACAAACCUUUAGGUGCUUUAAAUGAAUUUAAUGAACAAUUUUUUUCUAAUUCUAAUGCUUAUGUGGAUCCUAACGAUCCAACAUUUCUAUAUAUAAAUGAACCUAAUGCUGAAAACCUUUAUAACCCUCAAGGUAUAUCACAGAAUCAUUAUAUAUCUUCAAAUAAUCAAAAUAACAAAGAGAUUCCAGUUUAUAAAAGACCUUACGGAGCUCAACAGAAUAGUGGUAACAGUAAUAGUAGUAGCAACAAUAAUAGUAGUAAUAAUAAUAGUAAUUAUAAUAUGAAUAAUGCAAGUAAUAUGAUGAAUUAUAGUCAACCCAGUUAUAUGGGUAACUACGACUCAACGAACAAUAGAGGACCUUAUGGUCAACAAACUUAUAUACCAAAUAAUAUGCAAAAUUUCAAUCAAAAUAAUGUAGGUCCACCCAAUUGUGAUAGUCAGAAUAAUAGUUUAUUGCCGCACUAUAACCAGCAAGAUAACAGAUUACUAUAUAAUAAUCCGGAAGGUACUAUGACACAUUAUAAUCAGCAUAACAAUAUAUCUAACUACGAUCAACUAAAUUAUAGAGGUACCUAUAAUCAUCAGGGUCCAAAUAUGAAUAGUGCUAAUGGUAAUAGUAACACCAAUACUGAUACCAACAGUUAUAAUAAUAGUAACCCUAAUAGUUAUGGUAAUAGUAAUAUUAAUAGUAAUUCUAAUAGUUAUGGAAAUAAUUAUAGUAACGCUUCAUAUAACCAACCAGGUAUUAGAACUCAAGGAAAUCAAAGAAUAUAUCCCCUUCACAACCAACCAAAUAGUCAGCAGUUCAAUCCGGCAUAUAGUGAGCAUUUUAACAAUACGUUUAAUCAAAACUGUAGCUUGCCAACAUAUAGUGAGCAAGAGAAUUAUCAUCACUACCAACAAAGCAGUGGUUUGUAUAGUCUACAAAAUGAUCACCAGAGUAUUCGACCGAAUGAUCAGGCGAGUAGUCAGGCCAAUAGUCAGAUGAACAGUCAGACGAAAAGUCAGGAAAAUAACCAGCCGAUUAAUUAG
Molecule: messenger RNA, 1452 nt
Organism: Plasmodium malariae
Lineage: Eukaryota; Apicomplexa; Aconoidasida; Haemosporida; Plasmodiidae
Product: conserved Plasmodium protein, unknown function
Exons: 3
Coding region: 1-1452 (483 amino acids)
Biological process (GO): positive regulation of DNA-templated transcription
Cellular component (GO): nucleus
Molecular function (GO): transcription coactivator activity; chromatin DNA binding
Source: RefSeq, a predicted model, not a curated record